AUGUCACAAUAUGAAGCGCAUCGUAAGACACUGAUCCCGGUGGCUGGACCGGGUCAUUGGAAUGACCUUGACAUGCUACUUGGUGGGAAUUUUGGGCUGUCAUUGGACGAGACGCGCGUGCAGAUGGGCAUGUGGGCGAUGCACGCCACUCCUCUCAUACUCUCCGUCGAUUUGGCUACCAUGCCUCCCGACCACAAAGAGGUCCUCCAGGCGGAACUCGUGAUUCGCGUGAACCAGGACAAAUUGGGCAAGCCAGCGGACCAGCUGGAUCCCAUUGCGGGGAUUAAGAUUUGGAAGCGCUCAUUAACUGACUUCAAUGGUGGUUGGGCACUUGCUUUUCUUGACCUCAGCGACGAUGCAGGAUUCCCUCAACGCAUUAUACUUAACCUUAAAAAUACCGGUAUCUCUGACGAAGGACUUUUCAAACUCACCGAUGCCUUCACUGGAACCGAUUUUAUCAUUACAAACGCCACGGAACCCUUCGAAGUACAUGUCAACCCCAGUGGAAUCGUCAUGCUUAUUGUCCAGCCCUUUUCUUAG
This is a messenger RNA of Echinococcus granulosus, 540 nucleotides long. Its product is annotated as Alpha-N-acetylgalactosaminidase. The coding region runs from base 1 to 540 and encodes 179 amino acids. Gene Ontology annotation, biological process: glycoside catabolic process; oligosaccharide metabolic process; glycosylceramide catabolic process. Gene Ontology annotation, cellular component: cytoplasm. Gene Ontology annotation, molecular function: alpha-galactosidase activity. Lineage: Eukaryota; Metazoa; Platyhelminthes; Cestoda; Cyclophyllidea; Taeniidae. The transcript is spliced from 3 exons. The record is from RefSeq and is a predicted model, not a curated record.